GUGUAGCAAACUUGAAUGCAGUUUGUAGAAUAGGUACUGGUAAUCAAAUUGGUGGUUUGAACACUGCAGGAAAAUUUCGCAAUGCAUAUGCUACAGAAAUUGGCAGAAUUGGAGCAGGAGUCACAACUGACUGGUCUAUAGCUGGUAGUGAACCUACAAAUAAUAUGGUAGUAGCCUCGAAUAUGGCUAGUGGUUUUCCCGCUAUUACAAUUGCUUCUGGAAUCAAACUUGGCCAGCUUAUUUUCUUACUUAGAACUGCCUAUACAACUGUCGAAUAUUUAAAACAAAUAGCAGUUUUUGGUCAACUUAUGCAAGGAAAUAUGGACAUUGAAGAGUUCUCUGCUAAAAUCAAAAAGUUUAAUAAUAUGCAAGUUAAUAUUACAGAAGCCUUAGCCAAAGUAAAAAAAUUUACAUUAUCUCAAAAGAGUGUACCAUCAUCUUUUCUAAUUUUUCUGACAGCCAACCCUUAUGCAGAUACUAACAAAUUAGAAAUGACUAAAACUAAAAUUAUGGAUUUGAUAAAAACCACAAUGGUAUUCUCCGAGUCUCAAAUGGCUCAACAAAAUACUGAUUUGUGGUCUACUAUUAAAUCUUUCCAAGAGACUAUGUCUUGA
Messenger RNA from Dentiscutata heterogama, 614 nucleotides. NCBI's taxonomy places the organism in Eukaryota, Fungi, Glomeromycota, Glomeromycetes, Diversisporales, Gigasporaceae. The record is from the annotation of a GenBank genome assembly.